Prorocentrum cordatum is the source of this 396-nucleotide messenger RNA. Lineage: Eukaryota; Dinophyceae; Prorocentrales; Prorocentraceae. The record is from the annotation of a GenBank genome assembly.
GCCCGACUCGACACGAGGCUCUUCCGACGGCAGCGUGGCCUCCGGCAGCCAGCCACAGGGCAAGGAGGCACCCCCAGCCAGGAGCGCGCCGAGGGCACGCGAGAGGGGGUGCACGGCACGCGAGGGCACCCGCGGCUCUGCAGGGCCGCCCUGCCCGGUGCACGCCGACGGCAGCACCGGCACCCCACCCUCCGUGCCGAGGGAGGCCUCUGCGCUGCUCGGGCUCGUCGGCGGCCGCGGGAGGCGCCGCGCGCGGGGCAGCGCAGGGGCCCCGCCUGGCUGCGGCGGCCGCCGCCGCUCCGGCGCCUCGCCUCGGCAGCGCCGCCGGCGCUGGGCAGGGCGAUGACCUGCUCCGCGGCCUGCUCCGCGGCCCCGGCGCCUCCGCGCGGGCGUUGA